CCUGUAAACUAAACAACACUGCAAAGCAACACUGAUAAGUUAACCCUGUCCAACUCGGAAACCAGCUAGGCACGAAUAUAAACAAGCUGGGCUCAAAGUUUCCACAGCCAGCUUUGAUCCGAGGUGUCGGGUGGCUAGUGCCGUUAGUCGGUUUUUGAUAUCAGAGUGCUACGGCGCCGCCAGCCAGACAGUCGCGAAUUUCUAGCGGGGAUUGUUGAGGAGGUGCCCCUCCUCCUCCACCUCCUACUACUCUCUCCUCGAAUAUUUAUCAGGUGAUAGAGUGGCAGGUAACCAAGGAGGCAACUCUCACUCCAUGCCCACUGGACGGGCAAUCCUUUGAGUAUCCAGUGGCCCAGAGAUCCAGUUAGCGAAACGGUCCCAAAAUGGACGACAAUAGCAGUGGUCGGACUUCGUUGGCGGACAGCGCCAGCCUCACCAACUCAUCACUGCGCAGUGGCGCCUCCUCGUCCCAAAGUCUUCACAGUGCCGACGGUAUGGUUAGAGUCUUCGUCCCGAAGAACUCAAAAUUUAGGGAAUUCCCGGUGGGUCUCGAAUGCGAGAAGAUCAUCACACAGUUGUGCAUCGAACAUGGCAUCCGACCAACCUGCAUCAUGCUCUUUGGCAUCCGGGAACACCAUACAUCGUCGCGAUCACCCACGGCGGUGCGAAUCGAUUGCACCUGGGUGUCGCACGGAGAGCGUCUCAAUCCCAGUGUCCUCUACUGCUUCAGGAUGAGAUUCCGGGUGCCCGAACUGGACAACCAACUGGAGCAGAUAGAUCCCGCCAGCCACAAGUUCCUCUACAUGCAGAUGAGCUACGACAUGGUGAACGAGCUGAUCCCUGAGAUCCGAUAUCCGGAGCAUAAGGACAAGACCACCGGACUGACGGUGAUGGACAUGAUCAUCGACCAGCAGCUGAACCACAAGUCGGUCCGGGAGAUUGAGAAGAUAUUCAAGAAGUACCUGCCGCCCAGCCUGUGGAAGGCGCACAGCUUCUUUGUUGGGACCAAGAUCCGGGAAGUGUUCCGCACCCUCAGCGCCAACUCGCCGAGUGUCGAUCGCCUGAUGUGGCACUACGUCCACCAGGUGUCCCACUUGGCGCCCUCCUACAUGACCGAACAGUUCACCGCCACGGUCAUGUAUUUGCCAAACGAGGAUCUGCCCGGCGGUGCACCCUAUUUGGGUCAUGGUCUGACCACCAUUCCUGGCUCCCUGACAUCCUCGGCGGACAUGGGAUCCACUAGCACCAUAUCCACACUCACCACGAACCUGGGCAGUGGCAAGAAGAGCAAGAGACGUCCGCCAAAUGCCGGAAUCGAUGUCUAUGUCCGGGUGUUCCCGCACGACUCGCCCAAUCCUGGCCUGAAAGUGGCACGUGUCACCUCCGAGGCUACCCUGAAGUGGAUGUUGGUGGGACGUGUAGAGGGCAUUUUCAUGAUCUCGAAGAUCAGCAAUACGGAUGUCAGGCUGGAGAUUGAGGGUCUCCCCAAGGGCUUCGAGAUGCGCUUCCAGACGGAGCAGGAAAUGAAGGCCUUCAUAUCGUAUCUGGGCAUCUAUAUAAGAUUAACGACAAAAUGGAUGCAGGAUCUGUGUCAUUCGUACCGCACCCCGUCGCUGGUGGAGAUGGGAGCUCUCCAUGUCCACGGUCCCAUUGGAGGCGCCUACUCCCUCAUGAAGUUGCACGAGAAUGGCGAUACUUGUGGGAGUUACAUUGUGCGUCAGUGCGACCGCGAAUACGGAGUCUACUACAUCGAUAUCAACACCAAGAUAAUCGCCAGGGAAACGGAUCAGGAGCGUUGCAAGCCGGAAACCUUUCGGAUUGUCCGUCUGGAGGCGAAUCAGUGGCGGCUCACGUACAACAAUGCGGAUCACACGUUCAACUCCCUGGCCGAGGUGGCGCACUUCAUCAAGGCGGAUGCGAAUGAGAGGGUGAGGCUGCCGCCAUCGAAGUACGACAGGCCGCCGCUGCUGCUGCUCCUGCUGCCAAAGAACCUCAAGGCCAAAAAGACUGACCUGCAGCUGAGCGAUACGGAACUGCAGCGCCGUAAUGCCCAGAUCUUUAAUCCCAAAACCGAUCUUCAAUGGUAUCCAGACUUAAUAGCACUUUGCGAGGAUGGUAUGAUGUUCUCCAUACGCGGCGAUUGGAUCCAACAGAGUCCUGUCAAGGAUGUCCCCGUCACAAUGAAAAUGCUAAAGAGCGACGGCGAUUUCAUGGAGUUCUUUCGUUUGGCCCAAACCUGGAGUACCAUCAAGUCACCGGAGUUCCUCAAGCUAUACGGGCUCACGCUCGCCGAUCCCUACACCAUGGUGAUGGAGUACAACGGCGACAAGCCAUUGAAUCGAUUCCUACAGACGAAGAGGGACGUGAGUCUGCACUGUCUGCUGGACUUGAUGCAUGGGCUGGUGCGCGGCAUGCACUAUCUGGAGGACAACAAGAUAAUACAUAGCUAUAUAAGGGCCAGCAACAUGUAUGUGACGAAGUAUGAUCCCUCCAACUUUCUGCUGGAAGCCAAGAUCAGUGAUCCGGGCUAUCCGCGUCCCUAUCGAGAAUCUGAUUCACCCUGGAUACCUGUUUCGUACUAUCGUAACCUUCAGGCUGCCAAGAGCGACAUAAACACUCAGUUCUGGGCCUUUGCCACAACCACCUAUGAGAUAUUCUCUCGUUGCCAGCGGGACCUGAGGACACUGCGUCAGGAUGAUCUGCUGCGUCAGCGGAAUAUGGAUGGUAAUAUCCUGGAGCUAUUAGACGGCGACAUAUGUCCGUCCCUCAUCUCCGAAACGAUAAUGGACGGGUGGAGCGAUGAGUGCCAGAAACGGUUCAGUCCCCACCUGAUCAUCGGCCGUCUGGGCAUUAUCAAGGAUCAGUAUGCCACGGAUUACAUGCCCGCCCCAGAAUUCGACACCAAUGGCAUGCCGGACGAGUACCGGAGCGAGAGCCAGAACAUCCCCUGCCCCAUACCCUUCCCCGAGUCCAAUCUCUGCAUGGUGGUGGAGCUGAACGACUGCAGGCUGAUCUUCAGCACAGCGAACCAGAUCGGACAGGGUCACUACGGGGUCGUGUAUCGCGGCCACCUGGAGUACAAGGACAAGGAGCGCUCGCCGGAGCAGGUGGCCAUCAAACAGCUAACGAAUAGCAUGCACGUCUCGGCCGAUUUUCUGCGCGAGAUCGAGAUAAUGCGCGGAUUGGAUCACCCGAACGUGGUCAAGUUCAAGUAUUAUGCGGAGCGGCGGCAGUGCAUCGUAAUGGAGUACUUGUCCGGCUCCUUCGACAAGUAUCUGCUGUUCGAGGCCCCCAAUCUCAAGAACUCCCGCCUGAUAAGCUUCGCUUUGGAUAUAGCCCAUGGCAUGAACUAUUUGGCUGAAAUGGGUCUGAUCCAUCGGGACUUGGCCGCCCGAAACAUUCUGGUCGAUCGCAACGGUGGCUGUGAUUGCGUCAAAAUCUCGGACUUUGGUCUGGCACAGUUCGCCAACUCCGAUGGCUAUUACAUCGCCAUCAGUAAUCGGGAUAUACCCAUUAAAUGGUACGCCCCGGAGGCCAUAGCCACAAGAAAAAUCUCAACGUUCUCGGAUGUUUGGAGCUAUGGAGUGACCCUGUACGAGAUGUUCACCCGCGGCGAACUGCCCAACCUGCAGCCCAUUCAGAAGGACAAUGACAACUUCCUCGAACGCAUCACUAACGGCGAACGGUUGCCCCGCCCCAAAGAUUGUCCGGAUUUUAUUUACGAUUUGAUGAAACAGUGCUGGCAUGCGACGCCCCGCUCCCGGCCCACUUUCGCCGCCAUCGUGGAGUUCAUAACCCGGGAAACGGGCGUUAAUGUCUCCGUGCCGACUACCAAUGGAGCACCAGCUCCCAAGCCCUCCGACACAGCCCCCGCCGAAGAAUGAGGGGGGCCACGAGGAGAUAUACAUAUAUAUAUAUAUUUUUUUUUAGGCAAUAAGUUUGUUUUUUAAGAUGUUAGCUUUUAAUAUGUACGUUUUUAAAAAACACCCUCAACUUGACGUGAUUUUCUGUUAAUUGGAAAAUCAAAUCAAAAGAAUCCUAAUCUCUAGGCCUCCCAAUCCCCCCCCAGAACACUAUAUUGCCUUGCUAGCCUUUUCUCGUAUUCUCGCCAGGACUUAGUGCCUAGUCCACUACGGAGCUAAGUCCCUGACCCUUAACUUAAAAAAAAAAAAAACAAAUUCUCAAACCCUAUUGUGUUAUAAAUUUUAGCCCACUUUGUUAUAUUAUUGUUAAGCUUGAGCUGCAUUUUUUUUUUUACCAACUUAUAUAAUGGCUUAUACACACUAAAAAAAAACGAAAAAGAAAAAAAAGAGUAUAUAUGUAACUGUGUAAAUAUUAAAUGAAAAAUAGUUAAGCUUUAAAUGGAAAGGAAGAAAAAAAUUUAUACGAAUACUGCGACUAAGUUAAAUCUAAAAAAAAUGUGCACAUAUAGCUCCUAAGGUAUGUCAAUUAAUGUUUAUCUAAAAAAUGCCAUUUUUAAACCUACACAAUACUUCGAAACAGAAACGAAUUAUAUAUAUUUACAACAACAACAACAACAAAAAACAAUGAUACAAAAACAUAUACACCAUAUAUACACCUCUGUAUCACUAUAUAUAUUCUAUAUACAAUUCUGUAUACAAAAGCAACACACACCCGCUGGCACAAUAACUUAUUAUUCGUCUUAAAUGAAAUGGAUAUUUCCGCAAAUAAAUCAAUUUUCUUACGUGUUUAA
Molecule: messenger RNA, 4714 nt
Organism: Drosophila ananassae
Lineage: Eukaryota; Metazoa; Arthropoda; Insecta; Diptera; Drosophilidae
Gene: hop
Product: tyrosine-protein kinase hopscotch
Exons: 9
Coding region: 384-3884 (1166 amino acids)
Biological process (GO): cell differentiation; cytokine-mediated signaling pathway; hemopoiesis
Cellular component (GO): cytosol; cytoskeleton
Molecular function (GO): ATP binding; cytokine receptor binding; non-membrane spanning protein tyrosine kinase activity
Source: RefSeq, a predicted model, not a curated record